AUGUUUUGGGGACCCUGGCCUCUUUGUCACCUUAUGCUCUGGUAUGUGGCUCCCAGAAGACAGCGAAGACACCAUGGCCUUGCGGCCUUCAGGCUCCUGUGGUGCUUGCGCCUCCUGGCCCUCACGACCAUCCCGCAGCAGGUGUGGGCGCCCCCUUACAAGAUAGGGGUAGUGGGCCCUUGGGCUUGUGAUCCGUUGUUCUCAAAGGCUCUGCCUGAGGUUGCUGCUCAAUUAGCCAUUGAGCGGAUCAACAGGGACCCAUCGUUUGACCUGGGUUACUCUUUUGAGUAUGUGAUUCUCAAUGAAGACUGCCAGACUGCCCGAGCCCUUUCCGGUUUCAUUUCUCACCACCAGAUGGCCUCAGGAUUUAUAGGCCCUGCCAAUCCUGGCUACUGCGAGGCCGCCUCGCUCCUGGCAAACGGUUGGAACAAAGGGAUUUUCUCUUGGGCUUGCGUGAAUUACGAAUUAGACAACCAAAACAGCCACCCGACCUUUUCUCGGACAAUCCCUUCACCCAUCCGGGUGCUGGUAACGGUCAUGAAGUAUUUCCAGUGGGCUCACGCCGGAGUCAUUUCCUCCGCUGAAGACGUUUGGGUGCACACGGCCAACCGAGUCGCAAGUGCUCUUCAGAGCCGUGGUCUACCUGUAGGGGUCGUCCUGACCACAGGACAAGACAGCCACAGCAUUCGGAAGGCUCUCCAGCAGAUUCGCCAGGCGGACAGAAUUCGCAUAAUCAUCAUGUGUAUGCAUUCGGCCUUGAUUGGGGGAGAAACUCAGACGCAUCUCUUGGAAUGGGCUCAUGAUCUGAAAAUGGCUGAUGGAACCUAUGUCUUUGUUCCCUAUGAUGCCCUGCUCUACAGUUUACCUUAUAAGCAUACCCCCUACCAGGUCCUGAGGAACAACCCAAAACUCCGGGAAGCCUAUGAUGCUGUGUUGACCAUUACAAUGGAGUCCCAAGAAAAGACCUUCUAUCAAGCCUAUACUGAGGCAGCAGCUAGCCAUGAAAUUCCUGAGACGCUGGAGUCAGAUCAAGUUUCACCGUUGUUUGGAACCAUCUACAAUUCAAUUUACUUUAUCGCACAAGCCAUGAAUAAUGCUAUGAAAGAAAAUGGACGGGCUAGUGCUGCCAGCCUGGUUCAGCAUUCCAGAAACAUGCAGUUCUAUGGAUUCAACCAGUUGAUAAGGACAGAUUCAAAUGGAAAUGGAAUCGCAGAAUAUGUAAUCCUGGACACCAACUGGAAAGAAUGGGAACUCUAUAGUACUUACACUGUGGACAUGGAAAUGGAGCUGCUGCGAUUCCGAGGGACCCCCAUUCACUUCCCUGGUGGCAGGCCCCCUCGAGCAGAUGCAAAAUGCUGGUUUGCAGAAGGGAAGAUCUGUCGAGGAGGCAUUGACCCUGCCUUUGCUGUGAUGGUCUGCCUUGCUUUGCUUAUAGCCCUGCUGUCUAUUAAUGGAUUUGCUUACUUUAUAAGGCAUCGUAUAAAUAAAAUCCAGUUGAUUAAAGGACCCAACAGAAUUCUACUUACUUUGGAGGAUGUGACGUUCAUCAAUCCCCACUUUGGCAGUAAGAGAGGAAGUCGUGCCAGUGUAAGCUUCCAGAUCACCUCAGAAGUCCAAAGUGGGAGAUCCCCAAGGCUCUCCUUUUCGUCAGGGAGUCUAACUCCAGCUUCCUAUGAAAACUCCAACAUAGCAAUUUAUGAGGGUGAUUGGGUGUGGCUGAAAAAGUUCCCCUCUGGAGGUUUUGGAGACAUUAAGUCCAUCAAAUCGAGUGCAAGUUAUAUGUUUGAAAUGAUGAAGGAACUGCGUCAUGAGAAUAUUAACCCUUUAUUGGGUUUCUUCUAUGAUUCAGGGGUGUUUGCCAUUGUGACAGAAUUCUGUUCCAGAAGGAGCCUAGAAGACAUAUUGACAAAUCAGGAUGUGAAACUUGACUGGAUGUUUAAAUCGUCACUUCUGCUCGAUCUCAUCAAGGGCAUGAAGUACUUACACCACAGAGAGUUUGCUCAUGGGAGGUUGAAAUCUCGGAACUGUGUGGUAGAUGGGCGUUUUGUACUAAAAGUGACAGAUUACGGCUUUAAUGACAUCUUGGAAACGCUAAGACUCUCCCAAGAGGAACCUUCUGCAGAAGAGUUGCUAUGGACGGCCCCUGAACUAUUGAGAGCCCCAAAGGGCAGCAGGUUAGGUUCUUUUGCAGGAGACGUCUAUAGCUUUGCCAUCAUCAUGCAAGAAGUGAUGGUCCGGGGCACCCCAUUCUGCAUGAUGGAUCUGCCUGCCAAAGAAAUCAUAGACAGACUUAAGAAGCCUCCUCCUGUGUACAGACCAGUGGUUCCUCCUGAGUAUGCCCCUCCAGAAUGUCUCCAGCUGAUGAAGCAGUGCUGGGCUGAAGCUGCAGAACAGCGACCAACUUUUGAUGAAAUAUUUAAUCAGUUUAAGACUUUCAAUAAAGGGAAGAAGACCAAUAUCAUUGACUCCAUGCUUCGAAUGUUGGAGCAAUAUUCUAGCAACUUGGAAGAUUUGAUUCGGGAACGGACUGAAGAGCUGGAAAUUGAAAAACAGAAAACGGAAAAGCUUCUAACACAGAUGCUACCCCCAUCAGUUGCCGAAUCCCUCAAAAAGGGCUGCACGGUUGAACCUGAGGGCUUUGACUUGGUCACCUUGUACUUCAGUGACAUUGUGGGCUUCACCACCAUCUCAGCCAUGAGUGAGCCCAUUGAGGUGGUGGACCUUCUCAAUGACCUGUACACACUCUUUGAUGCCAUCAUUGGCAGUCAUGAUGUCUACAAGGUAGAGACCAUUGGAGAUGCUUACAUGGUGGCCUCAGGCCUCCCAAAGAGGAAUGGCAGUCGGCAUGCAGCUGAGAUUGCAAACAUGUCCCUAGAUAUCCUGAGCUCUGUGGGUACCUUUAAGAUGAGACACAUGCCAGAGGUGCCAGUCCGGAUUCGAAUAGGCCUGCAUUCAGGGCCAGUUGUUGCUGGAGUGGUGGGCCUCACCAUGCCCAGAUACUGCCUGUUUGGAGACACUGUGAACACAGCUUCUCGGAUGGAAUCAACAGGCUUACCUUACCGCAUUCAUGUCAGUCACAGCACCGUGACAAUUCUUCGAGCUCUGAGUGAAGGCUAUGAAGUGGAGCUUCGAGGAACGACAGAGCUCAGGGGCAAAGGCACAGAAGAGACCUUCUGGCUGGUUGGAAAAAAAGGCUUCACGAAGUCCCUUCCUCAGCCCCCACCAGAGGGCAAAGAUGGGCAAGUGGGCCAUGGCUUACAACCAGUGGAGAUUGCAGCCUUCCAAAGAAGAAAAGCAGAAAGGCAGCUGGUGAGAAACAAGCCAUAA
This is a messenger RNA of Mirounga angustirostris (Northern elephant seal), 3327 nucleotides long. It is a transcript of the gene GUCY2F, whose product is annotated as guanylate cyclase 2F, retinal. The record is from RefSeq and is a predicted model, not a curated record. Gene Ontology annotation, biological process: receptor guanylyl cyclase signaling pathway; cGMP biosynthetic process; protein phosphorylation. NCBI's taxonomy places the organism in Eukaryota, Metazoa, Chordata, Mammalia, Carnivora, Phocidae. Gene Ontology annotation, molecular function: guanylate cyclase activity; peptide receptor activity; adenylate cyclase activity. The transcript has 18 exons. The coding region runs from base 1 to 3327 and encodes 1108 amino acids. Gene Ontology annotation, cellular component: plasma membrane.